AUGGAAGGUAUCCAUCAUAAUCGUGUUGUAAUUGGUGUUCAUCGAAAAGUUGUGCAACUUGAGUACACUGAACAAAUGGUUGAAGGCAAGCUCGUCCCAACUGUAGAGAAAAAUCCUUUCACCUUGGCUUUGGGAAUUCCCUACCAUCUAGGACGCGUAGUAGGUUCGGGAGGGACAUUGCUAGGAUGGGAAAAGGUGAUGGGUCCAGAAUACACCAAAUCAGGAAGAUCUCGAGCAAGUGUUAACUCACCACUUGACUUGGAUGCCAAGGUGGCAUCAAUUAAGGAACAGGUUGGUACUCCUACACAUGUAGACUCGAGGGAGCUUGAUAAUCCAACACCUCAUGAAUUUCCAGAUUUACAGGAAGAGACCCGUUGUGCACUUCUACACCCGGGGCUAUCAAAUAGUGGAGAAUUGCAUUUGGUGGCGUAUGCUAGUGCACAACCGACCUAUGAUACGGUCCAUUUGCGAUCGCUUAGGCCACAACAUUACUCGGUCGGGAUCAAUUCUGGGAUUGUGGGGUUCUAUGACAUCCGAUUAAUGGUGCCCAUAGAGGAGGAUGGGAUUACUACACUUUGGGAAGCAAAAGGUAGCUUUGUGCAAUGGCCACGUGCUUAGGUAAGGUUGAUCAACGAGGUAAGAUUUUAAGAUUUUCUGUUGAAUAACCAAUCUACACUAACUCACUUUACCUAAAAAAAAAAUCAAAAAAAAAAAAUUUGCACUCACUCAAGACUCCCAAGUCCCCAUCUCAACUGCCUGGUUGCUGGUUGCUGCGUCCUGUGCAGCUUUUGCCUGGGCUGCUGCGGCCUUCGCAGCUGCUGCACGCGCUGUAC
This is a messenger RNA of Chenopodium quinoa (quinoa), 833 nucleotides long. RefSeq lists its product as uncharacterized. NCBI's taxonomy places the organism in Eukaryota, Viridiplantae, Streptophyta, Magnoliopsida, Caryophyllales, Amaranthaceae. The record is from RefSeq and is a predicted model, not a curated record. Bases 1 to 618 code for a protein of 205 amino acids. The transcript has 4 exons.